Cyclopterus lumpus (lumpfish) is the source of this 1160-nucleotide messenger RNA. RefSeq names its product Golgi SNAP receptor complex member 1-like. Gene Ontology annotation, cellular component: SNARE complex; Golgi membrane; cis-Golgi network. NCBI's taxonomy places the organism in Eukaryota, Metazoa, Chordata, Actinopteri, Perciformes, Cyclopteridae. Gene Ontology annotation, molecular function: SNAP receptor activity. The transcript is spliced from 9 exons. The record is from RefSeq and is a predicted model, not a curated record. Bases 54 to 806 code for a protein of 250 amino acids. Gene Ontology annotation, biological process: endoplasmic reticulum to Golgi vesicle-mediated transport; vesicle fusion.
GGCUCAAAUGGAGAAUUUACGACAGUUGUUUCUUCUUCACGGCUGCUGCUGACAUGUCAACAACAAACAUGGCAACCAGCAGCAACUAUUGGGAAGAUUUGCGUAAACAGGCCAGACAGCUGGAAAAUGAGCUGGAGCUCAAGCUGGUGUCCUUCAGUAAGCUGUGCACCGGCUACAGCAGCAGCAGCAGCCGGGACCAGCGGACAAGAGACAGCAGGUCUGAUUCUGUCGGCUCAUCUCAAGACAACAUGCUCGUGGCCAUGACUACUGAGCUGGAGCAGCUAUUGGCCAAUCUCACUGCAGUCAAUGACAAGAUGGCAGAAUACACAAACUCUCCGGGGGCUUCAUCACGUAGCGCGGCCUUGAUGCACACCUUACAAAGACACAGAGACAUCUUACAGGACUAUACUCUUGAGUUCCACAAAACCAAAAGCAACUUCCUCAGCCUGCGAGAGCGAGAGGAUCUACUGGGCUCUGUUCACAGAGACAUUGAGUCCUACAAGAGCAGCGCAGGAGUGAAUAACAGAAGGACUGAGCUCAUCCUGAAGGAACAUGAACAUCUCAGAAACUCCGAUAGUCUUAUUGACAAUGCAAUAAGUAUCGCCAUAGCUACCAAAGAGAACGUCACAUUUCAGCGUGGGAUGUUGAAGUCCAUUCAAACCAGGGUCACAACUCUGGCCAAUCGUUUCCCCACCAUCAACAGUCUCAUCCAGAAAGUCAAUUUGCGCAAGAGGCGGGACUCUUUAAUUCUAGGCGGGGUGAUAGGUGUCUGCACCAUACUCCUGUUGCUCUACACGUUCCACUGAUCCGCCGUCAGCUGACGGACCAAACACAACAGAAUAUAUUCAUUGUAUCUCAAGACUUCUAAAAAACAUGUUAAUAUUCUAAUUUACUCUCCUUAAAAAACAGUUUAAAGAGUAAAGAAAUGAUUUUAUUUUGAAAAGAAAAAUAAAUCACAUAAACAGUCUUGAACUGACUGGAGUUUUAAUUUAUUUUCUGAUUGAUGAUAACAUUUCCAUCUUUGGAGUUGUAUAUUGCUGGUUAUAUCCUACUCUAAUGUUAACUCGUUAUAAAAUCUUUAUAAAAUGUGUUCACUGUUUAUGUCAUACUUUAUAUUUAUAUAUCGGAGGCGCCCAAUAAAAUAAAGGUGAUUAGCUCAC